Molecule: messenger RNA, 1997 nt
Organism: Spea bombifrons (plains spadefoot toad)
Lineage: Eukaryota; Metazoa; Chordata; Amphibia; Anura; Pelobatidae
Gene: ICA1L
Product: islet cell autoantigen 1 like
Exons: 12
Coding region: 362-1687 (441 amino acids)
Biological process (GO): regulation of transport
Cellular component (GO): Golgi apparatus
Molecular function (GO): protein domain specific binding
Source: RefSeq, a predicted model, not a curated record
CCCCCCGUGCUUGUGCUGUUUUAUCAGCAACUGCCAGCGUCCACCAUCUCCAGCGGCUGGUACAUUUUUUGUUGUCAUGGUAACUGCUGAAAGAAGCAGGGAUGUGAUGUAAAAGCAGUUUUUCGUUAACCAGCGUCUGGUGUUUUUUUUUUUAUUUCUGGUUAAAUAGCAAUGAACUGCAACAAUAAGAACAUCUAUUUAAACUCGCUUUAUUAGAGUUCUGUUAAAUAAAAAAAAAACGUGCCUACACAUGCAGUUUCUUAUGUAAGGUUGAAGAGCAGAAAGUAUCAUUUAGUUAGUGCAAGUCAGUGAGAAGCAAGAAGCAAAUAUUAUUUCUUAAUUUGUUCUGUCCAGUUGCACAAUGAACACUGAUAGUCGGCAGUGGGUGGGAGAGGACCACUCCAUGGUCAGCCGUAUGCAGAAAAAAUUCUGGAAAACUAAACAGGUUUUGAUUAAAGUUACUGGAAAGAAAGAAGAUGAACAUGUAGUUGCAUCAGAUGCAGAGCUGGAUGCCAAACUAGAGGUAUUUCAUUCAGUUCAGGCAACAGGAUCAGAGCUUAUCAAAAUGAUUGAUAAAUACCAGCAUGCACUGAAUGCUUUGUCCGAAGAAGAGAAUGAUUUAGGCCUGCAUUUAAAGGUACAUGCAGAGCAAAAUAGUACAGACGCCGGAAAAAUGAUGAAAGCCACAGGAAAUGCUCUUUGCUCUUCUGCUCGGCAAAGGUUGGCAAUCUGUACCCCACUAUCCCGCUUGCAACAGGAGAUGGAUACUUUUAGUAGACGGGCGGUCUCUGACACCCUAAUAACUAUCAAUAGAAUGGAGACAGCACGGACAGAAUAUAGAGGAGCCUUGCUGUGGAUGAAGGAUGUGUCCCAAGAGUUGGACCCUGACACCUAUAAACAAAUGGAAAAAUUCAGGAAGGUGCAGAUUCAGGUUAGAAACACCAAGAGCUUUUUUGACAAGACAAAGAUGGAUGUGUGCCAGAAGGUAGAUCUCCUUGGCGCCAGUCGAUGUAAUCUGUUAUCACAUUCACUAGCUUCAUACCAGAAAACACUUCUGCACUUCUGGAAAAACACAGCACAAAUUAUGUCUGAAAUACAGGAGGAAUUUCAAGCAGUGCUUACAUACAGUGUUUUCCAACCAAAGCCUGAUACACAGCUAUCUGAAGACAAGCCAGCGAGCACAGCAGAGGACAGUGAAACGCUACUUAAGUUACAAGGGGAAAGGCCUGCAGAUCAUGGAGCAGAAACAGCGUCAAAUGAUCUACUCCUGGAAUGUACUGAGGGAGAGGAUUUUGAAAAGGAGUUUUCUUUUUUGAACUUGCAGCCAUUUAUUCCUCCUGAGAUUGCAAAAUGUGACGAGGAUAUCUUUGGAGGCACCGUUGCUAGUCCCUGUUUACAGGAGUCUGACCAACAGACCAAGCAGUCAGAGAGUUUAUCAGGAUUUCUCCCUUCACAGCUCCUUGACUUAGGCCUUUCAUCUGUAGAGGGAAUCAAAAAUUGGACAUUGCCUUUGAGUGACUUUAAUGGCCAGUUCUGUCCUUUCAAGAGCACACCUGACCUACAAGGCAACCACCAAAAUGCUGGAAGAAGGGACAUGUCAGCAUGGUUAAAUAUGUUUGCAGAUCUUGAUCCGUUAGCAAACUUAUCAACCACCAGCCGAUCAGAUGAUGACCUUAUUAGCGCAUAAAAAGCAGAUGAAACCUGUUGACCUCUCGUAUGAAAAUGUUUCUGCAGACAUUAUGACAACAUAAGCAAAGGGAAUAUUUAUUUAAGUGACCUGAAAAAUGUCAAAUAUGAUGAGACUUUAACAUUCAUUCUUUUUUACGCGAUUUCCUCUAAUUUGCCCAAUUUCAGAUUCCUUUACAGUGCUCAGUGUUUUAAAGAUUAACAGUUUUGCCUCGCAAAGUAUUUUAAUAUUUCCAAUAAAGUACUUUUUAACUGAAAUUAUAGUGGAAAAAGAUGUUACAAACUUAACUGAAUAAAAUGUUUACCUCAAA